Messenger RNA from Labrus mixtus (cuckoo wrasse), 1717 nucleotides. RefSeq names its product ADP-ribosylation factor-like 13A (gene arl13a). Gene Ontology annotation, biological process: non-motile cilium assembly; receptor localization to non-motile cilium. The coding region runs from base 131 to 1462 and encodes 443 amino acids. NCBI's taxonomy places the organism in Eukaryota, Metazoa, Chordata, Actinopteri, Labriformes, Labridae. The record is from RefSeq and is a predicted model, not a curated record. Gene Ontology annotation, molecular function: GTPase activity; GTP binding. The transcript is spliced from 10 exons. Gene Ontology annotation, cellular component: ciliary membrane; non-motile cilium.
UGAAAUACUAAAACAACACUUCCCAGUUUGUGCCUCCCACAUGGGGUGACUAAAAGCUUAGUGUGAGCCUGAUUAGAUUUGUAGCUGGUGGGAACAAGAUGUUAACAGAGAGCAACACCCAAACAAAUGCAUGGACGUAGACUUGCUUCUGUACCAGUUCCAGAGAAGAUGGUGGCCGCUGUGCACACCUUUUUCACCGCGAGGAAACAUGUUCAACUUAUUGAGCAACUGCUGCGCCUGGGUCUCCAAAAUACAGGAGCCAAUCAGGAAGGCAACCAUUCUGGUGGUUGGUCUUGACAAAGCAGGAAAAACCUCCUCCAUCAGAGGGAUGUUAAGAGUCCCCCAUGGUGUGGAAGCAGGACCCACCCAGGGCUGCAUCAGGCAUGAGCUCAGAGUGGAGAACUACCUGGUCAGCCUGUUGGAUGUUGGAGGAUCAGCAGAGGCGAGAGGGGCCUGGAGGGAGCUCUGCGGGGAGGCCCAUGGGAUCAUUUUUGUGGUGGACUCCAGUGACAGGCAGAGGAUAAAGGAGGUCAAGGAGGUCCUUGUUGAGCUGCUGAAGCAACCAAGAGUGGCGGGAAAACCUCUUUUAGUGUUGGCAAACAAACAGGACAAAAUGAACGCUUUGCUGGGAAGUGAGCUGAUUGAGAUUCUGUCACUGGAGCAUCUGGUUAACCAAAGCCGCUCUCAUUGCCAUAUUGAGCCUUGCUCAGCCUUAAUGGACCUGCGGCGCUGGUCGGACAGAAAGACCCUACGAGGCCUUCGCUGGUUGCUGCGUGCUGUUUGUCUGGAUUAUCCCGAGCUGUGUACUCGCGUCGCCCAGGACAGCAGGAGGCCUCUGGAUACGAGGGAGACGGAAAAUAAAUGGAAAACAGAGAAAAAUCGCAGAAAGCCUAAAGGGGAACGAAUGCGAUCCAGUAAGUCAGAUCUUCGCAAAGUUCAUCGGCCAAAAGAAAAGGAAAAAAAUACAAAGGGUGAAGGAAAGAUGCAACCCAUUCGGAGCAUGCUGCAGAAGGAAACCUCUCUGAAGAAGAAGCUGACCACAAAGAAGAAGAAGAGGCCGGUUAAGGUCAAGGAAAGUGAAAAAGAAACAGCGAAUGAUCCGGAGGAAGACGAGGGAGACAGCAAUGAAGGAGAGCAUGAAAACUUGGGCCACAGAGAGAAAGCCAGCAGUGCCCUGAUCCCCCCCCCAAAAAGCAAACCCAAACGCAAAACAAAGGUGAAGGAGGAGACUCUGGACAUGCCAGAAUCACCUGGAAAUGAAGAAAAGCCAAUCAAAGCCAAAGGGGAGAAGAAGAGGAAAAAGAAAGUUGUCAAAGUAAAGAGGAAAAACAAGAUCAACACAGAGGAGAUGUCUGGAGUUUACUCUCAACCAGUGGACCUGUCUGCUACCUUUGAUCUUUACCGAAAAGCAAUACUGGCUCUGAAGGAACGCCAGGAUCAGGGACAGGGAAAGGGAGAGUGAGAACCUGGGUGAGGAUGUGAUCGACAGCAGAAGUAUACUGGUUUCACUACAUCCCUGUAAAAACUGUUGUAUUACCUUUUAUUAUGAACCCCUUUUUAUUUUUUACUGCUGCUUACUACUAGCCUACAUGUCUUUAUCACAGUCUAUAGACUCCGGACCUGAUUCCUGAACCUUUGGAACGAAUGCAAAUUCCACUGUGUAGUGAAGGGCACGCCUGCAUAAACAUGUAAUGCCAGAAAUGUUAUUGACAUAUAA